Adineta ricciae is the source of this 2187-nucleotide messenger RNA. Lineage: Eukaryota; Metazoa; Rotifera; Eurotatoria; Adinetida; Adinetidae. The record is from the annotation of a GenBank genome assembly.
AUGACUGACAAGAAUAAAUUUGCCAAUAUUCAACGGCUCAAUAGCACAAUCAUGGCCAAAUGUGAAUGGACGUCGUCGUUGAUUGGUAUGAGAAAGACAGGCGAAGAAAUACAUCAUCGUCGAACGAAGACACACCGGAAAGCGAAUGAAUUUCUGCAGGAACUUUUCAAUCAACGAAGUGAUGGAGAUACAUUCGAUGAUAAUGGUGUGACUGAUCGAUAUCACCGAUUUCUUCGAACGAAAUCGAAUUUAGGUGAUGACGGUUAUGUCUUAGACGAAUUCGAUCGACGCCUGCGAGCUUUGAAUAACAAUCGACUAUCGAGAAAUUUUAAGUCCACUGAUGAAGGACUGAAUGCCAUACAUACACAAGUCAAACAUAGCAUCGGAGAAGAAGAUUUCGACGACUAUAUGAAAAGCCGACGUUGGACGUUGUCUAAAUCAACAUUGGAUAACAAUGCAUUGUCCAGUAUGCCUUCUCAUACAAGUCAAAUGAAUGUUAGAUCCAAUGUUGCUGACCGUCAGUCUUCAUCAGACGAAUCAACCACAAUGACAUCUGGUCCCUUAUCAACAGUAGCAAAAACAGUACAUGAAUCAAUGCCACGACCGAUCGAUAGUAUUGAAAAGACCAAAGAACGCCAUAUAUCUUCAUUACAACGCGACGCAACCCAAGCAGACGUUCAACAAGAUGCUGGUCAGCAGAUGGGCGAUUCAACCGUACUUUCAUCACAACGUUCAUUGAUAAAACACCCUCAGAAACCCAAUAUUCAACGGUUAGAUAGUAGUGAAGAUGCCGAAGACUUUACUUCGUCUGUGCUCCACUCGGCAAUAGCUUCGGGACACGUUCAUCAAGAGUCGAACCAAAUGAGACCCUCGUCAUCGCAUCCUUCAAAUUUUCCAGGGGAAACAAACAGAAAUAAAGCUACACUUCAGCAUGAAAACAGUGCUGAAGAAACAUCGACACCAUCUUCAAGUCGGAGAACGUCGAUUACUAUGCAAAAAUCUGCUAUUCGUCAUGAUGUUGACGUUGAACACACUGAACACUCAACAAUAAAAAUCUCGGCGUGUUCUAACGAUGUGUCCGAUAAACACGUGCAUGCCAGUUCAGUACUUUCGGCAAAUCCAUCGCAUGAUUCUCAAACUCAUCAACUCAAUGCCAAUCAAUCUGUCAAAGAGCCUUCAACUUCAACAUCUUCUCUAAAACGUUCAAUCAGGAAACCUUCAAAUAUUCGGAAAGCUAACGACACUGGGCAUGUUCAAAAAUCACCGAAAAAUGUAUUACCGAAACCACAAGUUACACAACUAGAGACUAAACAUGAUAGUUCACAAACAUCUCAUGCAUCUUCCUCGGCUCUACCAGUAACACAAACUUUAUACAAACCAGUAGCUCGACGUGUUGAUGGAAGCGAAGCGAUAUCUACGACAGCAGUAGAUCCUUUAAAAAACGCGAGAUCAGUGGAUUCACUUUUUAAUCGACGGUUUUUUCCACGCUCAUUAGUAUCAAAUGAAUCAGCUAUUCAAAACUCGACUAGGCAAACACGUUCGUCAUCGCCACCGAUGAAACAGUAUGAUAAUGCCCAACUGUACAAUUUACUCGAUAGGAUAGAAAAUCAAUGCACUCCUGUUGACUUCACUCUCAUGCUUGAUCGGUUACCUCUAUCUUUUGGCCAGGCAGCUGAACAAGGCCACAAUGGAUCUGCAGAAAAUGACAAUCGCGACACUUAUGAUAGCGAUGAUGACGAUGAGAUAAGUAUGAAUGGAGAUAACAUUGCUACUCUCCCGGACCUAUUCGAUGAAUCCUCAGCGUCAUCUCAAGAUUACUAUACAACAUUUGUUGUGAAUAUAGAUAAUCCAAAGAAUAUUUCUUUAUAUAAAAUGACAAUUAGCUCAGUGCAAUUGAGUCUAUCUCGUACAGUUCCGUAUUCGAUUCUCGUCGGUCGUCGUCCGUUACUGGAACGGUCAAAAGAGACAAAUUUCAAACGAUUCCGAUCCAGACAACACAGACAUACAUAUCAAGUGAUAGCUAUUGAAUCUUCUACGGGUACAGACUGCAUUCAAACUAAUGAUAUUAUCUUGAAGAUUAACGAACAAUCUAUUUGGAAUUUCAACAUCGACUCAGUUAAGAACACUUUAAGACAAUCAAAUACUUGUUCAUUAACAAUCGCUCGACUUUGCCAGCCGUUUAUUUGA